Messenger RNA from Dermatophagoides pteronyssinus (European house dust mite), 3156 nucleotides. It is a transcript of the gene betaCOP, whose product is annotated as coatomer subunit beta. NCBI's taxonomy places the organism in Eukaryota, Metazoa, Arthropoda, Arachnida, Sarcoptiformes, Pyroglyphidae. Gene Ontology annotation, molecular function: structural molecule activity. Gene Ontology annotation, biological process: intracellular protein transport; intra-Golgi vesicle-mediated transport; endoplasmic reticulum to Golgi vesicle-mediated transport. The record is from RefSeq and is a predicted model, not a curated record. Gene Ontology annotation, cellular component: COPI vesicle coat; cytoplasm.
UUCGAUGGAUCGUGUUGGUGGAUUGACCGGCUGAUAUUCAUUCAUUUUUUUUGGAUUCUUGAUUUUAUUUCAACAAAAAAAACUUAUCAUUUAAUCAUGGCCGAAUCAAUUUGUUAUACGUUAAUAAAUGUUGAAACUGAUGAUACUACGAAUGAAGUUUCGAUACGAAAUGAUAUCGAAAAAGGUGAUACGAAAUCUAAAAUUACAGCAUUGAAAAAAUUAAUCUACAUCAUUUUGAAUGGUGAAAAAUUUCCACCAAACAUGUUAAUGUUUGUCAUUCGUUAUCUUUUGCCAUCGAAUGAUCAUCAAAUUAAAAAAUUAUUAUUAAUUUUUUGGGAAAUUGUACCGAAACGUGGUCCGGAUGGUAAACUAUUGCAUGAAAUGAUUUUAGUUUGUGAUGCUUAUCGUAAAGAUUUACAACAUCCUAAUGAAUAUCUUCGUGGUUCAACAUUGCGAUUUUUAUGUAAACUUAAAGAACCGGAACUUUUAGAACCAUUAUUGCCAACCAUUCGACAAUGUUUAGAACAUCGUCAUUCAUAUGUUCGCCGUAAUGCAGUAUUAGCUAUAUUUAAGAUCUAUAUGAAUUUUGAAUUUCUUAUACCGGAUGCACCGGAAUUGGUUUUGGAUUUUUUGGGACGAGAAUCUGAUGCUAGCUGUAAACGUAAUGCAUUUCUAAUGUUGAUUCAUUUGGAUCAGAAAAAAGCUUUGGAUUAUUUGAAUUCAUGUUUAGAACAGAUUGGAAGUUUUAAUGAAAUUCUUCAAUUGGUUAUUGUCGAAUUGAUAUACAAAGUUUGUAUAUCUAAUCCAGGUGAACGUUCAAAAUUUAUUCGUGCAAUUUAUAAUCUAUUAAGUAUGUCUACAUCGGCAUCUGUUCGAUAUGAAGCUGCUGCAACAUUGGUCACUUUAUCGCAAGCACCAACAGCAUUGAAAGCUGCCGCAAAUUGUUUCAUUGAUAUUUGUAUCAAAGAAAGUGACAACAAUGUUAAACUAAUUGUGCUGGAUCGUUUGAUUUCAUUGAAAGAUUCAGCUUCUGGUGCUGAACGUAUUCUACAGGAUUCAUUGAUGGAUAUUCUACGUAUAUUGAAUGUAGCAACCGAUUUAGAAGUUAAACAAAAAGUUUUGAAUCUUUCAUUGGAUUUAGUUAAUCUACGUAAUGUUGAAGAAUUGGUUCAAUUAUUGAAAAAAGAAAUCCUAAAAACCCAGAAUGAAUCACAUGGAACACAAGAAGAGAAUAGUAAAUAUUGUCAAAUGUUGGUUAAAACUAUUCAUGUUAUUUGUAUGAAAUAUCCCGAUGUAAUCAAUUCAAGUAAUGUUCUGACAACAUUGUUUGAAUUGUUGGCCACUAAAAAUGAUGAAGCAACCGCCAUAUUAGUUAUUGUUUUCUGUAGGCAAUUCAUUUCGAAAAAUGCUCAGCUUAAAAAUUUUAUCCUAAAUAAAUUGAUGGAAGUAUUUGCAUCGAUCAACAAUGUCAAGGUACAUCGUGGUUUGAUUUGGCUUUUGGGCGAAUUUUGUGAUGAAAAUGCUGUUCAAUUACAAGAAGUACUUGAACUUAUUAAAACAUCUAUGGGAGAAUUGCCUAUCGUUGAAAGUGAAUUACGUAAACUUGAUGAUGGAAAUGAAGAUAAUUCAACCUAUGUAAAUCAUGAUGCUUCAAAAACUUUGGCCACUUCAUCGGCACCAAAAUUGGUCACAGCCGAUGGAUCAUAUGCAACACAAUCGGCAUUAAGUGUAACAACAAAAACAACAACUAAUGAACAAUCACAACCACCAUUACGUCGAUAUAUGUUGGUGAAUAAUGAAUUUUUUAUUGGAACAACAAUUGCCAAUUGUUUGGUUAAAUUAUCGCUUCGAUAUAAACAGAUGCCUGGUGUUGAUCAACGAUCAAUUAAUGUUUAUCUAGCUGAAUCAAUGUUAUUAUUGACAUCAAUAUUACAUUUGGGUAAAUCUAAAUUGGUUACACAGAUGAUCAAUGAAGAUGAUUAUGAACGUAUAUCAUUAUCAUUAUAUGUAUUGAUCAAUAUUAAUAAUAUGGAUACGAAUGAAAUUGAAACAUUAAUGAAUCAGAUUUAUUUACACGAUACACGUCAAUCAUUGAUGAGCAUGUUGGAUAAUUCAAAAGAAUGUGAAAUUAAAUAUGAUUCUGUAUUGAAUAAAACGAAAAAAGCUGUUGAAAUUGAUGAUCAUCUAAUAUUUUCACAGCUUAUUAAUAAAGCUACUGAACAAAUGGAAAAUCUAUUGGAUGUAAGUUUGAAUCAGGCAAUAGCCGGACCAACAGCAACAUCAACUGCAUCGGGUAGAUCAUCAUCCACUGGACUAUUAUCGGCAAGUCAAUUAUCCAAAGUAACACAAUUAACUGGUCUUGGUGAUCCUGUUUAUGCUGAAUGUUAUGUUAAUGUUAAUCAAUAUGAUAUUUCAUUGGAUGUAUUGAUUGUCAAUCAAACAUCGGAUACAUUACAGAAUUGUACAUUAGAAUUAUCUACUAUUGGUGAUUUAAAAUUGGUUGAAAAACCACAGCCAAUUGUAUUGGCACCGCAUGAUUUUACCAAUGUUCGUGCAUCGAUUAAAGUAACAUCGACCGAAAAUGUUGUUAUUUUUGGCAAUAUUGUAUACGAUAUUUCGGGAUCAACAUCGGAUCGUAAUGUUGUCGUAUUGAAUGAUAUUUAUAUCGAUAUUAUGGACUAUAUAAUACCAGCUACAUGUAGUGAUGCACAAUUCCGUCAAAUGUGGACUGAAUUUGAAUGGGAAAAUAAAGUAACUGUCAAUACUGGAAUCAAUGAUCUAAUUGAAUAUCUAAAUCAUUUGAUCAAAUCGACUAAUAUGAAAUGUUUAACACCACAAAAAUCAUUAUCGGGUAAUUGUGGAUUUUUAGCUGCAAAUCUUUAUGCAAAAUCAAUAUUUGGUGAAGAUGCAUUAGCUAAUGUUAGUAUUGAAAAAACAUCAUUAGAUGCACCGGUUACCGGUCAUAUACGUAUACGUGCAAAAUCACAAGGAAUGGCAUUAAGUUUGGGUGAUAAAAUUAAUACAUCACAAAAAAUGGCUAAAGCUGCUUAGAAUAAAUAAAUAGCGAAUGUAACAACAACAACAAGAACAACAAUAAAAAACAUUUAAAACAGAUUCGAUUCCAGAAUAUUUAAUGAAAAUGAAUGUAUUCUACAA